Molecule: messenger RNA, 1184 nt
Organism: Panicum hallii
Lineage: Eukaryota; Viridiplantae; Streptophyta; Magnoliopsida; Poales; Poaceae
Product: 11-beta-hydroxysteroid dehydrogenase 1B-like
Exons: 6
Coding region: 69-1118 (349 amino acids)
Molecular function (GO): oxidoreductase activity
Source: RefSeq, a predicted model, not a curated record
ACUCCCUGCUGCUGCUGGUGCCGAGGUUGCGUCAUCGCCGGCGGCGACGUGCCGCCGCUGCGCGCGCCAUGACGGUGUUUAGCAGGCUGGCCGGAGCGGCGCUGCAGGUGUCGCUCACGGCGCUCCUGGCGGCCGUCGUCCCGCCGUACUACGUGUACAAGCUCACCACCUACCUCCUUGGGGCCGUCUUCCCCGAGGACGUCGCCGGCAAGGUCGUCCUCAUCACCGGCGCCUCCUCCGGCAUCGGCGAGCACCUGGCCUACGAGUACGCCAAGAGGGGAGCCUACCUAGCGCUGGUGGCGAGGAGGGAGGUGAGCCUCCGCGAGGUCGGCGACAGGGCGCUGGCGCUGGGCUCGCCGGGCGUCCUCGUCUUGCCGGCCGACGUCUCCAAGCCAGAAGAGUGCGAGAAGUUCGUCGACGACACGAUCCGCUACUUCGGUCGGCUGGAUCACCUGGUGAACAACGCCUCGAUCUGGCAGGUGUGCAAGUUCGAAGAGGUGGAAGACGUGAACCACUUCAGAACACUCAUGGACAUCAACUUCUGGGGCCAUGUGUACCCGACCCGGCUCGCCAUCCCUCACCUGAAGAAGACCAACGGCCGGAUCGUCGGCGUCACCUCCAACUCGUCCUACAUAUUCAUCGGGCGGAACACCUUCUACAAUGCUAGCAAGGCGGCCGCGCUCAACUUCUACGACACCCUGCGGAUGGAGCUCGGCAGCGACAUCCGCAUCACCGAGGUGGUGCCGGGCGUGGUGGAGUCGGAGAUCACCAAGGGGAAGAUCCUCACCAAGGAGGGCGAGAUGAAGGUGGACCAGGACGAAAGAGACGCGAUCCUGGGUCCGACGCCGGCGGAGCGCGUCGGUGACUUCGCGCGGACGGUGGUGCGCGACGUGUGCCGGGGCGCGAGGUACGUGUUCGAGCCGAGGUGGUACAUGGGGGUGUACCUGCUCCGGGUCUGCCUCCCGGAGGUCCUGGCCUGGAACUCCCGCCUCCUCACCGUCCACAGGGCCGGCGCGGCCUCCACCGACACGCUGGGGAAGUGGCUCGUCGAGCUGCCCGGCGUGCGCCGCGCCGUGCAGCCACCAUCGCUCCGGUCGCCGGAGAUCAAGGACCAGUAGGUUGUUCGGUAGGGAGGCCGGAGGAGCUGGUGGUGCUCGAGCAUCCGCCCUCGCUCUGGUGUCUGG